CGGUUUUGAUUUCGGAGCCGUUUCUAUUUCUGGAUCUGAUUCCGAAUCCGAUCCGAACCAAUUCCGGAGUCAACUUCUAAAUCGGCUCCGGAAUUGACUCGGGAAUCGGAAUGGAUUCCAGCACCGGAAUCGGCGAUCCCGGAAUCGAUUCCAGGGUCAACUCUGGAAUCAUCUCCGGAGUCAACUUCGAAAUCGGUUCCGGAGUCAACUCCGAAACUGACUCCGAAACUGACUCCGAAGUCAACUCUGGAACUGCCUCCGAAGUCAACUCUGGAACUGACUGCGAAGACAACUCCGAAAUUGACUCCAGGGUCGGAAUCGAUUCCAUCAUCGGUAUCGGCUCCGGAAUUGAUUCCGAACACGAAAUCGGAAUCGGGUAGGACCGAUUCAGUGCUUCCACCACUACUAGCAACUGUAUUCUAUUGGCGGCAAAUCUAGAGCUUGUUAGUCGGGGGACAACACAGGGCAGGGUGAGGACGGGAUAGUGUGUGUAUCGUCAUCAUACGAACGACAACGGCCAGAGGACCAUCUAAGGGUCAGGUCUUAACGCCAGAAUCGAAAUUGCUCAGAAAGCUUUCCAUGGGCCAUAAACGCAAUUUCUCCAGUUCCUUUGCCUGCAAGAAAUUGCUGAUGUUUGAGAAAAGCUAUUUUUUAAGAAAAAGAAUUUGUAUUGAGUUAAGAAGCAGUAGCAGCUUCGUACCUGAGUAGUUACAGGGUUCAAGCACAAUUUUAUCGUUUCCUCACUCGUCUCCCAUCAAAUCAACCUCCCGCGACAUGUGCAACGACUUUACCGCCCGACUUUACCGAUCAUGUGGCAAAUGAAGCACAACGGAUGACGCUCGGGCUUGGUUUGGAUGCCGCAGCACCACCCCAUUCCCGCCACGAAAGAUUGCGAUCACACGGGCGUGUGCCCUCUACCCGGGAAGGGGUGGUCGGGGCGAGCGGGUAUACACCACCAUAGUCUGCAAUCUGCAUGCGUGAGCUCAAAUUGAUUUGAAACAAUUCAAAUUGUCUUGCGCGAGUUUUUGGCGAUGCCCCGCGCUCAUCCGGGGUGUAGCGACCACGUGGUGUCAGCGCGGAAGGAGGUGUGUGAUCGAACUUGGCAGGCUGGGAAAAAUGGUUCAACCUACCCAGGCAUAACUCUGCGCCACCUAACGCGUGUGCGGUAUAAAAGCAAACGGUCGGCAGAUUGUCGUCUCAUUACGCCAGCUGUGGUGUAACAUCCCGGAUCGUGGCUAGUGGGUUCCUUUCGGAGUUAGUGUCGCCAGCAGUGGUAGCAGCAGCAGCAGCAGCAGCAGCAGCAGCAGCAGCAGCCGGCAGGACAUACCUCUCAACCUCUUCUUCUAUCAAACCACCGCUAAACCGAAAUUCUUCGCCGUAGUUUGUGCCAUUGUGCUGAGUGCCGGAAAGUGUCGGAAGUUCCCAGGGAGAGGGCCGUUAAAAACAAAACCUUCGAGUAGUUUCCAACGUGUCUCUAAAGUGUCGCCUCGCAAAGUGAGCCAUACUUCGGCGCGAUAAUGUCCUACAUUGGCAACACAUCCGAUGUGGAGCAGGAGAAGAACCUGUCCGAAUACCGGCGGCAGCGCAGCUCCAGCAACCUGAUGCCGUCCGGCGCCAAGCAAACGGUCGGCAGCCCGAAAAUGUCGGACGUCCUGUGGAACGACAAGCGGGCGGCCAGCCGGGCCGUCAACGCGUCUGACGACGACGACUCGGAGGUGUCGGACAGCGAGAACUUCCUCGCCAAGGGCGCGUUCCUGCUGACGCCCUCGCACGAGCUCUCGAUGGACCGGGCCGCGCUGAUCUGCGAGAAGAUGAACUUCAAGGGCUGCUUCAGCCUGACGAAAACCGCUACCGGGAUACUGUUCAAGUUUUCUAACCCGGAGGACUACCAGGCGGUGUUCAAGAAGGGCUUCCAUAAGGUGACCGGCGCCCGGUUCUACAAAAAGAUUGCCAUCCCCUGCCGGCCGCAGAAAACGUUCAUGCUGUACGUAUUCGACGUGCCGGAGGACCUGCCGGAGGAAGACAUCCGGCACUCGCUGUACCGCUUCAACUCGGUGGUCGAGGUGGUCCGGCUGGUCGUGCAGUAUCAGAAGCCCGCGAUCCAGCCGGAUCCCGGUCAGAUGCACGCGACCGCUACCGGUGCGUCCCAAACGAAGCCCCAGGUGCCAAAGCUGCCGACUACCAAGCCGAUCGACGAGCAGGACGUGGCGCUGCAGAAAGAGUCGCCACCGCCCCCGAUCCGCAUCACGCUCGCCUCGCUCGAGGAGUACAAUCACCUACUGCAGAACGGGCUGGACUUUUACGGGGCGACCUUCUUCCCUACCGAGGCCCAGCUACCACCGCACGCGGCCAAGAUUGCCACCAAACGGGGCACGCGUAUGAUAGACGGUAGCAUUCCUGGGCGUGUGCGCGAGCUGCUGCCCGUGUUUGACGCGGCGGGAUUUAGCAAAAUUCCGCCCCCGGCUUCGAAAACAAUUAAACCGCGCCCAUAAACCGUAGUCCCUACCCCGCGCCCGCAAGACUCACAGCCAGUCCGGGCCCCAGCGUGACCGAGAAAAAUCAUCAUCAUCGUCAUCAUCAUUACCAUCCAUCUUCUGCUUCCCACCAUCCUAUCGUUCAUCUUAUUUGCGAACGCAUCUUGUCGCGCAGACCAACAAUGCACGCAUUGCUUCCGCCUGGUGUGCACCCCCCCCCCCCCUCCCCGCGCCAAGAAUCCCCGAUCAACCCCGCACCACACACGCACGCUGCUCGUUGGGGGCGCGCAACCAUACGUGACCGUGGGAUGGUUCCGCUACGCGUGAUUAGUUCGCCCGCCGAUCGGGAAAAACGGGCCGCGGAUCCACCGCCAUAAAUCUGUCCGAAAUCAUCUGCCCAAUCUCCAAAGCGCGCCACUGCGGUGGGCAACCGACCGUGCUCUUCUAAUCACUGUUUGUUUUUCUCCCGUGUCGCGCAACUGCGUCUGGCGAAUUUAAAUCCCGUAACACACUCACACACACACACACACAUACUCACACACACACACACACACAUACACACACACACACAUCACACACAAACACAUACACCUACGACAUAUUGAUCCGCCUAGCACACAUUUAAGCGUAUUAGCAAACAAAACAAGCGCUUUUGUUCCUAUUAUGUAUGAAGCUGCUAGCAGCCUUCCGGUGCCUCGCGGCACUCGAUGUCAAGCGCAUGGAUUCGUCUGAUCUGAUUCCACAUCCGUUUUUUUAUUUUAUCAUAGUGUUUUUGUUUCCUUCCUCCCUCGAGCAGUUGUUCGUUGGAAGGGAGCAGGAGAGAGAAAAAAACAAAGGUUUCCAAUAAAAUUUUCCAUCUUUCGUCACAGCACAAAUUUCCCUACCGAAGCAGAAGCUAGUUAUCAUUUGAGAAGAAGAAAAAAUCAUGCAAACGCUUUGAUGUUGAACAUUUUAAAAUUAAAAAAGUUAAUUUGGCCAGAUUACAGGGCUAUGCAACGAAAUUUCAAGGGUCCUCUGCAUUCAGAAGUGUACGCAGAAAUUAUGAGCUUUAAAACUUAUUAAAAUUAAUAACUGAUGACAACCACUUAUGAGACCUUAAACCAAAACCAAAGAAUUACUAAUCCAAAACCCGUACCCAUACCGGUCCAGGAACUGAUGCUGAACCCAUAACGUUCGUGGAAUUGAUAAUGCACCCAUACCGGUCAUGAACCUAAUACUAAAGUCAUACCGGUCCUAGAACCAAUCAUGAACUCAUACCGGUCCUGGAACUGAUACGGAUCCCUUCUGGUCUUGGAACGGAUACUGAACUCGUACCGAUCCUGGAACCUAUCAUGAACCUAUACCGGUCCUGGAACCUAUCAAGAACCCAUGUCUGCACUGGAUCCUAUCAUGAACCCAUACCAGUCCUAGAUCUGAUGCUAAACCCAUACCGGACCCAGAACUUAUUAUUAUUAUUAUUAUUAUUAUUAUUAUUAUUAUUAUUAUUAUUAUUAUUAUAAUUAUUCCUAUUCUUAUUUAUUAGUUUAUCUUCAAUGGGCCAUGUGGCCAAAUUGAGAUGGGUAACAGUACAAAAAAAAACAUAACAAAACCAAAUUUUUAUCACAGUUCCCUGUGGCCACGACAGAAGUCGGAGACGUUCUUUGUAUACUUAACCCAUACAUGCCCUGGAACCGAUCGUGAAUCCACACCGGCUUGUAACUGACAAUAAGGCAAUAUCGAUUCUGGAACCGAGAAUGAACUCAUAAUGGUCCUGGUACUAAUACUGCACCCAUAUUGGUCCUGGAACCGAAUAUGAACCCAUACCGAUCCUGGAACUGAUAAUGAAUCUAUACUGGUCCUGGAAUUUUUCUUUAACCCAUACUGGUUCUGGAACUAAUACUAAACUCAUACCGGUCCUAGAACAUAUCAUUAACCCAUACAGGCCCAUGAACCUAUCAUAAACCCGUACCGAUCCUGGGACUGAUAAUUCGCUUGUACUAGUACUGGAACCUAUACUGAACCUAAACCGGCCCUGGAACAGAGAAUGAACUCAUACCUAUCCUGGAACCUUUCAUGAACCCAUACCGGUCCUGCAACUGAUUAUGAACCUUUACCGGUCCAGGAACUGAUACUUAACCUAUACCGAUCCUGGAACUGACACUGAACCCAUACAGAUCCUGGAACUAAUACUGAAUCCACACUGAUCCUGAAUACUGAACCCAUACCGGUACUGGAACAGAUAAUGAACCCAUACCGUUCCUGGAAUCGGGAAUAAACUCAUAUCGGUCCUGGAAUCGAUCUUUGACCCAUAUUGGUCCGGGAACUGAUUCCGAAACCGUAUCGGUGAAGGAACCACUCGUGAACUCAUGCAUUAAUGCGCUCCCGAUUGCAUUAAUUUUCUGUAACAGUACCUAUAACAGUUCCGGAUUCAGAUUCGGUAUGAUACUUCCCGGUCUGCAAUCGAUACAGUUCCAGUUCCGUUCGACAAUCCAUACCCGGUAGUACAUGUGCAGCGUAGGAAAAUUAGUAGAAUUUGUACGGUGAUAUGUAAUAUACCGUGGCUUGCGAUCGCGAUUGUUCAAAUCGCAACAUUUACCGGUUUUUACCGCGCUCAUUAUAUUAUUCGCAACAAAAACAAAAACAAGUGGUUGACAAGGUGUAUUCGUAUUCCUACCGAGCUCCCGUUGAAAUGGCUCUUGUUCGAACUGAUUUCAAACCUUGUCAAUCUUAACGCCGGAUUUGGUUUU
Molecule: messenger RNA, 5200 nt
Organism: Anopheles coluzzii
Lineage: Eukaryota; Metazoa; Arthropoda; Insecta; Diptera; Culicidae
Exons: 3
Coding region: 1518-2492 (324 amino acids)
Source: RefSeq, a predicted model, not a curated record